AUGAAUCAAGGAAGUUGCAGAGAUCAAGACUUAAUGUUGUUGACGGCGACUCGAAGGGGAUUGCCGAAUGGUUAUAUGUUGAUGAAGAAGAUGAUGCUCAUGGAGAUGAAGCGUGAAGUCAUUUUCAGAGAGAGAGAUAUUGAGGAUUUUCUAGAAUUUCUUGUGAUUCUUCUAAGAAUUGUGGAGAAUGAAGAUGAGAGGAGAAGAGAGAAUUUUGGUGUGAUUCUUCUACUGAUGAAGAAUGAAGAUGAAGAUAAGAGGACAAGAGAGAGUUUCUUGGAGUUUGCUGUGUGA
Molecule: messenger RNA, 294 nt
Organism: Vicia faba (fava bean)
Lineage: Eukaryota; Viridiplantae; Streptophyta; Magnoliopsida; Fabales; Fabaceae
Source: the annotation of a GenBank genome assembly